UAGGUCACUCUAAUUGUUAAAGCGUGAGAUGGUCAAAGCACGCAAAAAGAUGGAACGAUAAAUUUAACAAAAGAUUUGUACAGGGAUAUAGUUACACUUUAAAAGGCCAGGAGGACAACACGGGUCUCACCAGAAGCACAGGAGGGUUUGAGCUUUUCACAUUCAGACAAGCGCCUCAGUCACAAACUGGUGCUUCAAAAGGCUCAGCGAUGACUCUACAACAAAUUGCAAUGUUGCUGCUGAUUUUAUCUUCUAAAGCAUGUUCAGAAACUCUUGGAGUGAGAAUCAUCGGGGGCCAGGAGGUGAAGCCAUACUCGAUCAAAUACCAGGCCUCCCUGCAGACUGAGGACGGGGAUCACUACUGUGGAGGAACCCUGGUGGACAAGCAGUGGGUGGUGUCUGCUGCCCACUGCUGGAGACCGAGCCACUUGAUGCGCGUGGUGUUGAGUGAACACAGCCUGAGUCAAAGCGAGGGAUUUGAACAGACAUUUGGUGUCUCAAGAAUACAUCUGCACAACUACAACUACAGGACGUUCAACAACGACAUCAUGCUUAUUAAGCUAGACAGGCCAGCAGAAAUCAACAGCUUCGUCCAGCCAGCAAGGCUACCUGAUGAAAGCACCCCCGCAUUGAAGGGGGAUACGUGCACAGUGAGCGGGUGGGGUGUGACACAGGUUUACAGCUACACCCUGUCUCCGGUGCUCCGGGCUGUGGACGUGAGAGAAAUAUCUUACUGCUACUUUUACUACUGGGGAAGGAUAACAGAGAAUAUGAUCUGUGCGGGAUCUCCAUACGGCGGCAAAGAUUCCUGCCAGGGAGACUCCGGUGGUCCACUUAUCUGCAACGGCAACUUUGAGGGCAUUGUCUCCUGGGGCAUCAGCUGUGCGAAUCCGUACUAUCCAGGUGUCUACACCAAAGUGCGGAACUAUGUGCCAUGGAUCAACUUUAUCAUUAAUUCUGACUAAUCAUUUAGCUUUACUAUAAAUUACAUCAGAGACUUCUAACUCAUGAUUUUGCCUUUAUGAAUAUGCAUGUUACCAUAAAAAAAACUUUAAACAUUUAGUAUUGUAGUGAAUCAUUGUAACAUAACUUUUUUUCUCAUGCUCAAACAGUA
This is a messenger RNA of Fundulus heteroclitus (mummichog), 1114 nucleotides long. RefSeq names its product trypsin-3. The record is from RefSeq and is a predicted model, not a curated record. Bases 210 to 965 code for a protein of 251 amino acids. The transcript is spliced from 7 exons. NCBI's taxonomy places the organism in Eukaryota, Metazoa, Chordata, Actinopteri, Cyprinodontiformes, Fundulidae. Gene Ontology annotation, molecular function: serine-type endopeptidase activity. Gene Ontology annotation, biological process: proteolysis.